Messenger RNA from Penicillium soppii, 978 nucleotides. RefSeq lists its product as uncharacterized. The transcript is spliced from 3 exons. NCBI's taxonomy places the organism in Eukaryota, Fungi, Ascomycota, Eurotiomycetes, Eurotiales, Aspergillaceae. The record is from RefSeq and is a predicted model, not a curated record. The coding region runs from base 1 to 978 and encodes 325 amino acids.
AUGGCCGACGUACCUACGAUUCGUAUUGGCUAUGUGCCUGAGCACUACCUGACCCCCCUCCACCUCGCACUCCGAUCUCCAGUCUUAUCUUCCCUCCCAUUCAAGAUCGCGCUGACCCCAUUCCCAUCCGGAACGGGACAUAUGAUCACAUCGCUACGCGGCAAUGAGAUCGAUAUCGCCAUCGGCUUGACCGAGGGCUGGGUCGCUGGCUUAGCAGGCAAACAACAAUCAAGCCAGAGCUCCGGAGACGGCGGAUACAAGGUUGUCGGACAUUGGGUGGACAACCCAUUGCGAUGGGCGAUUGUCACAGGCCGCAAUCGCGCGGAAGUGAACGGAGUAUCCGACUUGAAGGAUGGAAGAGUUGGAGUCAGCCGGCUAGGAAGUGGCUCCCAUAUCAUGUCUUUCGUUCUUGCACAGCAGCAAGGCUGGAGAGCCGACUCUUUGAGCACUGUUCCUCUCGGACCCUUUGGGCCCCUUCGAGAUGGAGUCUCCGGUGUCGAUGAAUCAAAGCCCAACGAGACAAACCCGACAGCUGAAUUCUUCAUGUGGGAGGAAUUCACCACAAAGCCUUAUUUCCACGCUACUGCUGAGAAGCCCAACCCGCCACUCAAGAAGAUUGGCGAGAUCUUCACUCCCUGGCCUUCGUGGAUGGUGGUUGCUUCUACAAGGCUUUUCCCGGAUCCUGAAAAUGACCAGCGACUGAAGAGUCUCUUUGAAGCCUUUGACCAAGGUAUCAAGGAAUUCGAGGCUGAUACGGCGCAAGUUGUCAAACUUCUGGGAACAGGCGAGCUGGGCUGUACUUAUAUCGAGGAAGAUGCAAAGGAGUGGCUCAAGGAUGUUAAGUUCACUAACAGCACCCGUGGCGUUGAUAAUAAGGUAAUUGAGGGUGUUGUUGAUGUGCUUAAGGUUGCUGGUGUUAUUGAUUCUACUAUGAGCAACGAUGAGGCUGUUCAGCGGGUUAUUGGGAUUAAGAGGUAG